Molecule: messenger RNA, 1935 nt
Organism: Blastomyces dermatitidis ER-3
Lineage: Eukaryota; Fungi; Ascomycota; Eurotiomycetes; Onygenales; Ajellomycetaceae
Product: MFS transporter
Exons: 2
Coding region: 66-1829 (587 amino acids)
Biological process (GO): transmembrane transport
Molecular function (GO): transmembrane transporter activity
Source: RefSeq, a predicted model, not a curated record
CUAUCGAAUGUCGCUCGCCAGUUCUCAUAAGAACUUGAAAAGUAUCGACAUAUGUACGGCAAGACAUGGACGAGAGCACAGACGAGUUGAUCCGACCUGAGGAUUUCCCCCUUCCAAAUAGGUCUCAAGAGUCGUUAUGCUCGCAGGAGCUAAUUAGUUGGAAUAUCACUCCGCCGCUUCCUGCUCUGCAUGACCCUACUCAGCAGUUAGCACCGCCUGCGCCUCUGUCAUCGAUACCGAGUAAUGUUCCUCCGUCAACGUUAGAUGAAACUCAGCAGCUGGGCAAAAAUGAGUGGGAAUCUAUACUUUUAUUUUUUACUCUGGCAAUAGUGGCUUUUGUCGGUGCGCUGGAUGCGACUAGUCUACCUAUUGCUCUUCCAACUAUUGCGCGAGAAUUUAAUGCCAGCACCAGCCAGUCAUUCUGGGUAGGAAUAUCUUUUCUCCUCACGGUCGUAUUAUCCCAACCAAUUCACACGGGACUGUCCGGUAUUUUUGGGAGGAAGGAGAUUCUUUACCUGUGCCUCCUAUACUCCUCUAUUGGCUCCGUCAUAGCCGGCUUCUCUAAAAGCAUAUAUGUCCUUAUCGUUGGUCGAGCUUUGCAAGGGUUUGGCGCGGGUAGUCUAGAAACACUGUCUGAGGUCAUUCUGGGAGACUUCACAACGCCAGAAGAACACUGCCGCUACUUAACUAUCUUCGGCUUUAUCUGGGCAGCGGGCUUCGCAUCAGGUCCCUUGAUCGGGGCUACCUUUGCAGAAUAUGUAGAUUGGCGUUGGAUUCCCUGGAUCAACAUACCACUCCUAGCAAUCCCUAUCAUGCUUGUCCUCAUAUUUCGCAUACUCAAACCGAUCAAAUGUCCCCUCCGGUCCCAGCUUGGCCAAAUCGAUUGGCCCGCGAUAGCCCUCUUUAUACCAUCUCUCAGCCUUCUCACCGUGGGGGUGACCUGGACUGGCUCACAGGACCAAUGGGACUCGAUCGCAACUGUCGUCCUCCUAGCCCUCGGCAUCCUGUUCCUAGUCAUAUUUAUCAUCCGAGAAGGCUAUGCCCGCACACCUAUAUUCCCCUAUUGGCUCCUCACUACUAGGAGCGGAUUUGUCAGUCUAUUCGGAGCCUUCAUGCACGGCGCAGUCUUGUAUUCAACUAGUUUCUUCAUCCCGAUUUACCUCCAAGCCACCGUCCAGCUUAAUCCCGUCGCUGCAGCUACCAACAUGCUACCUCUCUCCGUUCUCGUCCCCGUAAUGGCAUUGGCCACUACCUUCGCAAGUAGGCAUUUGCAUCACCAUUAUGACUAUUUCAUAUGGACCGGCUGGUUCCUCACUACGCUGGGCAUCGGCAUCCUAAUCCUCCUCGAUGGCAAAACCAAUACGGCCAGCCGGCUUGGUCUGCAAGUCCUUGGCGCCAUGGGCUUAGGUAUCCUGCUCCCUGCCCUAGGUAUCCCGUUACAAGAACGAACAGAUGGCGAACAACAAACCGAAGCCACGAUGGGCAAUUUUAUUUUCGCCCGCCAGCUCGGAGCAGUCGUGGGCGUUUCGCUCGGUUCACGCGUGUUUUCGAACGCGUUCUCGGUUGAUGUUGCGAGGCUUUUACCUCUGCCCGAGGCGCUUUCCUCGCUUAGUGAUGGGAGUGCAGCGGUGAAUUUUAUCCCUUCACUAAAGAAUUUGGAGCUUGUGGUUGAUGAAAGGAGGGCGAUUACUGGUGUGUAUGAACGCGUCAUAAGGACUGUGUGGAUUGUUAUCACCGUCCUCAGUGCGUUGGGAUUGCUAUCCAGCAUCCUCAUCCGUGAGUUGAGGGUGGGAAGGAAGGAUAGUGGGAAGCAGGCACUGCAAGGGUGAUGUUUUUGCUAUUGCGAGGUUCUGAUGAGCAGUUCCCAUUUUACCUUGGGGAUUAAUGCUUGAUAAAAUCUUAUCUUUAAUUAUCUAUUAACCAUAGAGAAACACC